CAUUGUCAAUGUAUUCUUGAUCUUAACAGGAGUCUCCAGCAGAGCAAGUGAUCCUGAGGGACAUCAGCAGAACCUUCACCGCUCAUGAGAAGUUCUACAAUGAGAACGAAGGUGGCCAGGAUGCUAUGUACAAGAUCAGUAAGGCUUACUCGGUGUAUGACAAUGAUGUUGGCUAUACCCAAGGCCUCUCAUUCCUGGCUGCUGUCCUCUGGCUUCAUAUGCCUGAGGAGCAAGCGUUUGCAGUCCUGGUGAAGAUCAUGUAUGACAAGGGGCUCAGGGACCUAUUCGUCAAUAAUUUCCAGGAACUUCACAUGAAAUUCUUCCAGUUAGAUCGACUUCUGGAGGACAAUGUACCAGACCUGUACAGUCAUUUUGUUCACAUCGGGAUAGAGACCCACAUGUUUGCCUCUCAGUGGUUCCUGACUCUCUUCACUGCCAAGUUUCCUCUUCACACUGUAUUCCACAUCAUGGACGUCUUCCUCUCAGAGGGAAUGAUAGUCAUAUACCAUGUCUCACUUGCUCUCCUGAAGUUAUCUAAGAAGGAACUUCUUGGACAGGAUUUUGAGGGUGUGUUGAAGUUCUUCCGGGUCACACUCCCUAAGAAAUACCGCUCAGAUGAGAGUGCUGUGGAACUCAUGCAGGUCGCCAUGUCUACUAAGGUGAGUCAGAGGAAGCUCAAGAAGUAUGAGAAGGAAUUCUAUGCCAUGAAGGAGGAGGAGGAGAGAGAAGACCCCGUCGAUAGAUUAGAGAGAGAGAACAAGCAGAUGAUGGAAGCCAAUCUUCACUUGGAGAGGGAGAACGAUGAACUUGCCCAUGAACUCAUCACACAUAAACUCAUGAUGGAGAAACAACUAGAUAAGGAGCGUGAUCGUGCAGAUGAGCUAGAGAAGGAACUCAAGGCUCUCAGGUUAGCACUCCAUGACUCAGAAGAAGAGAAGCGACAUCUGGGCUCAGAGACUGCUCAGGUGAAGGAGAUGUAUAGAAGAGAGACGGAGAAGGCCGAGUCUGAGUCUAAGAGAAACUCCACCAUCAUAGGAGAAUAUAAACAGAUCUGCUCUCAGCUGAGCGAGAGGUUAGAGAAGCAACAGACCGGAGCCAAGCAAUCAAUGCUGGAUCUAAGGGAGAAGUUACAGAGCUGUGAUACCUGCAACAAAUUGAUCAGUGAAGACGGCAAGUACGAGAGAUCACCGACCGACCCUCGACCUUCCUCAGGGGUCGAUGAUGAACCUGAGCUAGCAGCAGCUCUGAACCAGGUCCGAGAGUUUGAGUUGGAGCUAGCUCAGACCAAGCUACAGCUGGUUGAGUCUCAAUGCCUGGCCCAGGACCUGGAACACCAGCUUAACAACGCAAUAACGGAGGUCCAGGUGGUGAGAAAUGCCCAGGCGGGAGGCAAUGCUAAUAGCUGGAUCACCAAGACGUUCUCGUCGUUCUCAUCGCUCAAAGAGGCCACGGGGGUAGUCAAGAAACUAGAACAGUAAUACAGUCUAACCUGCUCUAGUAACCACCUGUCUACAAAGACCACUUAUCUACAGAGACCACAUAUGUUGUUUCCCUUGAAAAUGGUUUCUCAUUGAAACAUGUACUAAAGGAACCUGUACAUAAAGACCACCUGCUUAUAAAGACCACUUUUCUUGUCUCCCUUGGGUGGUCUUUAUAGACUGGUUUCACUGUAUCACGACACGUCCCUCACUAGAACAGUGAGAUGAUACACUACGAAGAGACAUAGUUGUGGCUCUCCUCUUUCCAUGAACUUUUGUCAUAGAUUCUGUAUCUGUGAGAUUCUACAUGCCAAGAAUUUGUCCCGCAAAUAUUUAUUUGAUUUUUCCCUGGUAUAAGUAUUAUCAGUUGGUCAGAAACACACUCCAGAUAUGCAAGUUUCAAACUUACAGUUUGUGAAGUUGAGGCUCAGGUUCAUGUAUCCAUACAACAACAUUUUUUCUUGAUUUAUACAUUUUUCAUCACUUUGACUUUUUUUUGUGUCUCCAAAAUUAAGGAAAUUGUAUUACAUAACUGUUUAUUGUUAUAUAUGUUAUAUUUCGAAUAUUAUUACUUAUGAUGAUGUUAGAAAAGACAGAUACUUUAUAUUUGUGAUAUGUGUGUAGCUUACUAUUCAUUAGACUGUCUACAUAGCUAUAUACCUGAUAUCUGAUAGGCUUACUAGACCAGUACAUAAUAGAGGGCAAUCUGACCCUUGUAAUAAUUUCACUGGUAUGAGAGCAGAAAAACGAGAGAAACAGAAAGGCAAAAGUUUGAAAUAAAAAUCAGGCUAAUAGUGAGGGAGUUAUGAAGUUCUUAUAAGUUCGUAUAAUCUUCUUGAAGGAGUGGAAGAGUAAUAGUGCUUCACAUUAAUUUCUUUCCUUAUAAGUUAUUUCUUCUAGUAUUAUUAUCAGGAGAGUGUCUGAUUCAAUUUUCUUGAUUUUGUUACCUUCUUGUGUUUUCUGUUUAAGUUUAUAAUAUAUUAUCUUCAGUCAUGCAAAGCCAAGGAGUCACUUUAUUGCACCAUCUCCAUUAAAGAUCAAGUUGAGUUCUGGUCAUGCGAUUGCAUUGUGAAGUAAACCGUAUGGAAGAUUAAUAAUGUGGAAUAUAAGCUUUGGUGUAUACUGUGAGGUUUGGAAUCGUAAAAAUGAUAAGAAAUUGGUCUAGUUUUUCUAAAGGUCACAUGCACUGUGCACAGAAAUGAGUAUAUGGGUCUGCACGACAUGUGACACUAAUGUUGUGGUCCACAAUCCUGAGCUGUUACUUGUGAAUUUCAAAUAUGAGGGCUUUUGAAGAUCCACCCUUUUCAGAGGACUUUUGAAGAUUCACCCUUUUCAGAAGACUUUUUCUUCUUCUAUCAUACUCUUCCACGCUAACAUGAAGAGAAUGAAAAAGCUUGCAAAUUAUUAUUUACCAUUCCCAGAACCCAACCUCCUCUUUAACGUUGAAAAGAUCUCUGAAAAUUGAUAGAAAACCAGUGGCAACCAUGUACAGAUGUAAGGAGGACCAGUGCUCCGCUUAGCCUGUAAAGAUGAAAGAACUGUGAAAUUAAAAUCCGGUAGGCUUUUUGUUGUUUGUAAAUGUGUAUUCAAAUAUGUGAGUAGAUGCAGUAUAUAUACGGUGUACACCAAUUGUCUUGCCUAAUUUACUAAUCUUGUAUCAACUUGUGUAAUUGUGGAAUAUAUCUAUUUGUUGUAUAACUUCACCUCUAUUCAUUCUCUGCAGCAGAUAGGAUGUUUAUUUUUUCAGGAUUUUCCUCUUACAGUCACUGUUGGUGAUGUCAAUGAAAGUUUUGUCUAUUAAAGUUCAAUUGUGUAAAUAUAUGUAAAGCUUCAAUACAUCUCUCAAUAACGGAGGCAUCUUUCUGUAACUCUGCACACCCAAUCUCACCACUAAGAAUAACCUUAGGAAAACAUUCUCUAAUACAGUAGUUCAGGCUAUGUCAGGCAUUGUAUGGUUGAGUAGUUUUUAGGUGGUUUUGUUGGAAAACCUGUAAUUCUGAUGUGUCUAGUGAUUUCAGGGGUUGUCCUGGUAUGGUGGUUCUUACUGGAUUCAAAUUGACAGUUUGUGUGAUGAUCAAACAUGUUGACACAAGGGUCCUGUUUCAUAAAACGUGUUAUCAAUAGCAAAAUACAAGUAUCGUUAUAAGCUACUCAACUCCUUCUAUUUGACUGGCUAAAAGCACAUUUGCCAUAGAUAUGUGGCAUUUGUUAUUGAUAACAAGUUUUUAUGAAAUAUGGUCCAGAUAAAUUCACUUUAAUAUAUCCAUCUCUCUCAAACCAAAUACAUUGAUUAGAUAUCUAGCAUAUAAAACAUCAUGGAAUUCUUUAUGUUUGAUGUUUUUCUGUAUCAUAUUAUGCUAGUGAAAGACCACAUUAUUGGAGAAUGAAUGUAGCCAUUGUUAUUUAUCAAAGAAAACUAUUUCCAGUUUUGAAAUAAAGAUGUCAAGAUAACUCAAUGACAUAUUUGUAUGUGUAGAUGAUCAUAUAAAAAGCAAGGAAAGAUAUGUACUUGAUAUGUACCUCAUUAUAUAUAUAUAUAUAUAUAUAUACACAAGCCAAAGCAUUUACUCAAAGGUAAUGAAAAAACAAAUCAACAUUCAGCACUUUAAUGUACUCAUCAAAGUUAAGGUAUUUGUAACAUAACAUGCUGUGGAAAGUAAAUCCAAUAUGCCAGAAGAAAUCCAUGUAAAUAAUUGUUUGCAAAUGAUAACAAGUGUAAUGUAAGAAUUGCAAGUAGUAUGAUCAUUUUAUGUAUUGAUAUAUAUAUAUAUAUAUUUAUCUUGAUUAGUAGAUGUACAUGAUGCUUAAUGAUUUUUGUGAAAUUCCCCCGUUUGGGAUUGUAAUUAACAUUAUCUAUCUUCCUACCAAUAGUACUCAUCAUCUAUUAACGUUCAUUAUGAGGUACUGACAGAUACAUUUCCAUACUGUGAUACACAAACACACACAUGUAUUAGGCAUAGCGCUUGAAGAGCAUUGCUGUUUGCUAUAAAAGAGUGUAUCCGGCCACAUGUUGUUGUUAGAAUUAUAAAAAUGUGUCAGAUUGUCACAGUUUUUCAGACCUUGUAUUUUGCAAAGCCAUAAGAUAUCCUCCUCAUCUAUUUAUUCCAUAUUGUCAUGUAUGAUAUAUAGUGUUGUAUAUAAGAUUGCUUCCCUUGAUUAUUAUGACUUUACAUGUAUGACCGUCAUGUGUGCUAGUCCUGUACAGAUAUAGUGAUAAGUAUGUUGUAUGAUCAACGAACAUCUCAUUGUAUAUUAUGAUCUUUGAAUCAGACGAGUUGCAAGCAUUGUAAAAUCAAAGGCCCUGUUUCAUUGAACUGUCAUCAAUAACAAGAAAGCUACUGAAAUUCUGACAUUUGAUCGGUUGUUUUAAAGCAAACUUGCUGUUGAAUUGUGGCAGUCGUUGUGUUCUAGUAAUAGUUUAUGCAACAGGGCCCACAUGUGUACAUUUGGAUAUUUAUAUAUAUUUAAACAAUGUAUGCUCGAGUCUAAUUGUCGUUUUAAUGAUUGAAAUGUAAAAGGAGAAUGUUAUGAAUCAACGCAAUAAUUUAAAGCCAGAGAAAAUGGCUGUUUUGUAAUUGUCGUAGUUUGAUCAGAGACAGGAACGUUAAUUGAUUGAGAUUUAAUGAAUCGAAAUACAGAUGAAAAUCAUGUUUUUAGCGGUA
This is a messenger RNA of Strongylocentrotus purpuratus (purple sea urchin), 5140 nucleotides long. RefSeq names its product rab GTPase-activating protein 1. The transcript has 11 exons. The record is from RefSeq and is a predicted model, not a curated record. Lineage: Eukaryota; Metazoa; Echinodermata; Echinoidea; Camarodonta; Strongylocentrotidae. The coding region runs from base 126 to 1478 and encodes 450 amino acids.